GGGGUUUAGGGAAAAGGAACUGCCUUGGUUUCAACUUCCAAGCGUCUUUCUUUCUCUAACUCGUUUCUCCGUCUCCGUUUCUUCGCUCUUCGCCUCUUCCGACACUCAUCUCCUUCGAGUUUCAGUUAAAGCUCCAACCCUAGUGCGCCCCUAACUUCCUCCGCUACUUGAUUCUUUGCUCUCCCCCCGAACUCGUGAGUAAUCUUCUCAUCACCAAAACGGAACUAGGGACGCUGGCUGGCUUUAAUGAAAUCUAUUUCUACAGUUAAGACCGCCAUUUUCUAGGGUCUGAAGUGCCUUCUCAUUUGUUUUUAGAGCUUUAGUGUGUAUGAAAGAUGUCAAAAUUGCGAGCACUCUGGCAAGCUUCUGUAAAUUCAACAAAAAAAGCUCUCGCUUGGAAUGUUGAAGACUGGAUACCACCUACUGAAAAAUACAUAUUUAGUUUCAAUGCAAAGCAAGAAGUUAAGAAGUGGCAUUUAUAUUCGGAUUCGGAGUAUGGAGGAAUGUCUACAGCAUCUUUGGAGAUCACUGAAACUGGAAAUCAGCUACGAGGAGUAUUCUCUGGGAAGCUCUCCUUGGAUGUAAAUGAGAAUUCAAGAUGGAACAUAAACAGGAGUGGUUUUUGUGGAAUGCGCUCCAAAAAGUUUGAUGGCUUCAUUAAUUUGGAUUUGUAUGAUUCCAUUGCGUUGAGGCUUAAAGGAGAUGGAAGAUGCUAUAUAUCCACUAUUUAUACUGAAAAUUGGGUAAACUCACCAGGACAAGAGGAAGAUAAUUCAUGGCAAGCAUUUGUUCUAGCCCCUAAAGAUGAUUGGUAUAUUGCCAAGAUUCCUCUUGAUCGAUAUUUACCAACAUGGAGAGGGAAUAUAAUAGAUUCAGAGAUGGAAAUGAACCCAUCUCGUAUUGUAAGCAUGUCUUUAUCAGUGAAUGCUGCUGCUGGCGUUCCAGGUGCAAGAUCUGGCCCUGGUGACUUCAAUCUGGAAAUUGAUUGGAUCAAAGCCUUGAGAACUCAGUGAGUUGCUGUUUGGUACACUCUUUCAUGCCGUUUUGUGCUUAAGAGUAACAUAAUUUGCACAUCCAACGAAGAAAAAAAAGAAUCAAUUUUGGAACCAAAUUCUGCUCCACGCUUCUUCUGUUGUUUGAAGAAGAAGGUAGUUUAGAACAUAAAAAUACAGAGCCCAAUCUGGAUGUUUGUGCAUUGAAGGUGCCAUGUAUGUUUCAAGGGAAGGGAAGACUACAAGAUGGGCUUGACCUAAAGCUCUUAUAGACACCUUAUUUAUUUAUAUAUUGUGUGUACUUGGAUUAGGCAUGUAUGGUUGGAGACCUGUGAAAAUACAAAAAUAAAUGAACACCAUGCUUUUUCUGCAUGGUUCGAUUCUCCAACCCUACAUAAAUGCUACAUAGCAAAAAUUUCAAUAUUUCUACACCAUUUUCA
Messenger RNA from Cucurbita pepo subsp. pepo (vegetable marrow), 1432 nucleotides. NCBI's taxonomy places the organism in Eukaryota, Viridiplantae, Streptophyta, Magnoliopsida, Cucurbitales, Cucurbitaceae. The record is from RefSeq and is a predicted model, not a curated record.